Messenger RNA from Haliotis rubra (blacklip abalone), 5012 nucleotides. RefSeq names its product glycogenin-1-like. The record is from RefSeq and is a predicted model, not a curated record. Lineage: Eukaryota; Metazoa; Mollusca; Gastropoda; Lepetellida; Haliotidae. Gene Ontology annotation, cellular component: cytoplasm. The transcript is spliced from 9 exons. Gene Ontology annotation, molecular function: glycosyltransferase activity. Bases 105 to 1265 code for a protein of 386 amino acids.
CCAAUGUGAUAGGUCUUCCGUGUUACCAUUGUUUAGAGAGGGACAUGUUAGUGCAAUAUUAGGGAAUAGCUCAUAGCUUGUGGAGGAGGUUAGUAUCGGCCAAGAUGGACACGCAGCAAGCUGAAAAGGAAGCUUUUGUUACCUUGGCAACAAAUGACACAUAUGCCUUGGGAUGUCUCGUCUUGGGGAAUUCUCUUCGUCGUGUGGAAACAACGCGGAAACUGGUAGUCAUGGUAACGGAUGGGGUGACACAGUCAAUGAGAAACCAGCUGGGCCGAGUGUUCGACCUGAUAAAUGAGGUGGAAGUGUUCGAUAGUAACGAUGCUGUCAACCUCCAGCUUCUGGGUCGUCCUGACCUGAGCUGUACACUCACCAAGAUCAACUGUUGGCGACUCACGCAGUUUAACAAGUGUGUUUUUAUGGAUGCCGAUACUUUGGUGCUACAAAAUGUUGAUGAAUUAUUCGACCGUGAUGAGCUUUCUGCAGCCCCAGAUGCAGGUUGGCCCGACUGUUUCAACUCGGGUAUUUUUGUGCUGGUGCCGAGUUUGGAAACGUACUGUGCCCUUGUUCAAUUUGCAUUGACGCAGGGAACUUUCGAUGGUGGUGAUCAGGGUCUGUUAAAUCUAUAUUUCCAAGAUUGGGCUACAAAAGAUAUAGCGAAGCAUCUCCCUUUUAUCUACAAUGUUGUGUCUCAGGCAUUCUACAGCUACCUACCAGCAUUUACACAAUUUAAAGAUCGUGUGAAGAUAGUUCAUUUUAUUGGUGCUGUGAAGCCAUGGCACCAUGCUUUUAACACUGCUACCGGUCAAGUAAUGCCGCUUCCUGGAACUGGACACAGCCAGGAGUUUCUCCAAAUAUGGUGGAAUUUAUUCAUGCAAACUGUGCAACCCACACUGGACCCCUGCGUGAAUAUAUCAUCGGGAGGACUUGUAGGACAGUUAGCCAGCCUUGAGAUUGAGGGUGGAGUUGGCAGAACAGGUGAUAUGGUGUUUCUGGAUGACAGGGAACGCAAGCUGGCCUGGGAACGGGGCCAGAUGGACUACUUGGGGGUCGACAAGUUUGACAAUAUCAUGAAAAAAAUUACUCAAGAAAUUGGUGACGAACGCUCACCUAGCCCUAGCAAAGGAGGAACACCACCCCCAAGUCAAGAUCUUGGUGAUGAAGUUGAAGUAGCCCCUCCCCUUGAAGGAACUGAGGUGCCCCCUGAAGGAACUGAGGUGCCCCCAGAGAGUACUGCUGAGAUCGCACCAUCUUCAGGCAACUGAUCGACACCACGCUCCGUUCGAUUGCUCAUUUGUUCAUCUGCCACACUGAUGUUUGAAUCUGCUGGACAAGUAACCUUGACCUUGAUGAGCUGGCCCUAACAGCAUGCUGGGAAGCCUACGUAACCAUGGCAACAUCUGAGAUCUUCAGUUGGCUUGCUGCUAAUGUAACGUCUGUCUUUCUUUUGUUAUGGCCGACUCUUGUAGCUUUCUACUACACAAUACUUGAAUGUGGUCAUCGUUCCACACCGCAUGGACCUCCUGUCAGUUUAAUCCAUUGAUUACCUCCCCUUAUUUAUUCAAAUGUCAUAAAAAGAAAUUAUCUUUAAAACUUGGACAUUGAUCGCAAAAACUCGCAUCCUGAUAACCAAAUUUCUGUUGCCAAGGCAGUCUGUAGGAAUGACAGUUUUGUGAAUAUAUUUUUCAAUACUCAAUUCGGGAAUCUAAUUAGUUUUGAUGAUUUAAGUGAUGUCGGCUUCUUGUCUUGAUCAGUGCAGUGGGGUAGCCAUGUGGUUAAUAGGACAUUCAUAAUUGCUUAAUAUGCCAAAGACAGGUUUGAUUCAUUAUACACACAAUUUGUACAAAAAAACUUGGAGUAGUGCACUUUACCGAGUGCGCUUUUACCAAUUUAAAUCAACACCUCAAAGAGGAUCAAACUCUUGAACUGCUUGAUACUAAGUAUUAUAAUCGGCAGGUGGUGGGUGUAACUUACCCUAGCCCUAAUAACUGAACAAGGGCAGAUAAUCAUUGGUGAUUGUAAUUGGAAGUAUACUGAAAGAAUCCUUUCAGGGUCACUUUAGCCAUGCUAAACUGUAACAUGUAACCGUGUUUGUGUAACACGCAGAUACCUUUAUAUUAUCUCUGUAUGGCAUGAAUACAUCUAUAUGUAAAAUGUCUACCUCGUCACAUGAAACAAGAUGUGUGGUCAUCAGGAAUGGUUCCAGAAAUUCCAAAUGCCAGCAAUAUUGUGGUAAGAGAGCUACAAGAGUGUCAGUUUAAACAGUCUGCUGUAGUAGGGGAGAUCAUCAUGUUAUGUUAAAGAGGGACUAUGGCUCGCAGCAUGUCAUGCAGAUCUUCCAGGUUGGUUUUCAAAUUGUAAGGCCCACUUUGUUUAUCUAUUUUGUAUAAUUUUAUAUUUUUGUUUACAAAUUUCUGUGCUUGCUCCUUUGUUGUUUGUUCAGUGGGUGAGUGGAGAUGUAUUGCUGAUUUCUGGCCUUAAAAUGCAGUACAGAAGGUUGAAAAAUUAAGGAGGAAAACAUUACCAUUUUAAAAUCUUUGCUUGAUUUGUCAAACUGUUAAGUAGUUGUUUAUUUUAAAAAGGUAAAAUUGUCAAAAGGUUUUAGUUGCAAGAUUCUAGCUUUUUUAUUUCAUUUUUCAUAUUUCUGGACCGUACAUUUAAUGGAAAAUUAAAUUACCAUUUCAAUUUUUCGGAUUCAGUAGAUUAACAAUGUGUUGAAAAGUCUAUGCUAGUAAGUUUGCGACUCUGAAAUGUUGUGUGAAGGGGACAGAAAAUAUGUCAUCACAUUGAGAUCCAGAUUAUACCGCUCCGAGUUUGAUAGGGAAAGUGGAGUACGUCAUUCUGUUUCAGUUUUCUGUACGGUUGAAAGAUAGCAAUAUCUCUAGCAAAGGUUGGGUAGUUUACAGUCUGGUGAGACAAAUUGACAGUGUUCUGAGCUUAGUCCCUCUUUAAUAGCUGCCACUUUUGCAAUGAUUCACAGUGGUGCAUUCUUGGUGUGUGAUAGUGAGGACAAUGUUGUUUACAUGAAUAUAGAAGUCAACUUUUAACAUUGGUAUUCAUGUAGUUGAUGUCUGUCAUGACAUUUACUGUUUGUUAAAUCUUAAAUUUACAAUUAUUUUAUGAGCUACGCAAAUACUAGAAACAAGUCUGUUAUUACUUGAUUGUUUGUCUGUGUCAAUAAGAGAUUGAUGUAUAAUCUGCCUUGUUACAGUAUUUCUUAGAUUAAAACGUUUUGUUGUCAACAUUCACUACACUUGAGUUCUCUCCCUUGACUUGCAGACCACACUUAUCUCCAAGGGGUCAAAGGUUGAUGUUCAUACCUUUUUCACAUAAUUUGUUUUAAAUUUAGUGACCAAGAUCUUUUGAAUCAGCUCUAUAAAGAUUCUUUUGUCAUGUUUUUAAAAACCCAUGGAGAUCAAGAGAAAUGUUUUCAAGAUCAAGAGGGAGAACGUUUUCAACACUUACCUCAGAUUUACUGUGAUGGUUGAAGAGUUAUGUCCCCUGAGUUCAGCAGCUGUGUUAGGUCCUGAUGGUCAGACAUCAAGGUGUACCUGACUCCACCGAUAAAUAUCUUGCCAUGUUGACCCAAGUUCCACUCUCGACAAUCACAACUCCCUUAGUUACACGCAGUUAUUUGUGACAAGCAUAAUACUAAGGUUAUUUUGUGGAGCUGGGCCCUGACUAUGUAUUAUCUAUGCUUCAGAAAACACUAUUCACAAUUUCCCAGUUGUGGGCUACUGUUUCUGACAGUUAGUUGGGUGUUUUUCUUUGAUCAGUUCAGUCUUCUUGGUCUCAGAAAUCAGUUCAGUUGAUCACAUCUCCAAACUGAUUGAAAAAAACUGAUCUUCCAUCAAACACAAGAGCCUGUGAUCAGUGGUCGUGUGUGCAGGAUGUAGCGAUGUAGCAUCUCGGAUGAACCUAAAGGGACUAUAUGGCCAUUUAUGUGUGAACCACAUUUAAAACUAAAUCCUCAUGCAGUCUUUCGUUAAUCACGGUUGAGGCUGUCAGAAUUGAUGAAUAUGACGUAUAUUUCUGAGGGAAGUUUGUUUUGUUUUUUUCAGAAUGCUUAAAAUACAUAAUCCAUAUUGCAAUGUACUUAUAAUUAUUGUUUUCCAUUUCUGCGAAAGUCUUGAACCUGUAUCUGGCUGUGCAUGCCAUUGAACUCCGGUAACGUUGAUCGUAGAUUAUGCAGUCAUUGGUGUAUCUUGUCCAGACUAGGUUACAGACCCAUGGUGGCUGUGAUGCAGCAGACUGAUGAGGUUAUCUCCCCUCACUGACAGGCUGCCCUAGAACAGGCUUCAGGUGGACAAUAUCCGUCUGUGUAUAUAGGAAGGGGGCACUUGUACUGGAGGGAUGAAUCGGAGGUUCCAUUGUACCACCAUGACAGCUUGUAGAAUGGGACCAUCCUGGCAUACACACUAGUAUUAGAAGACCCAUGUCAUGACCGAGAUUCAAUGUCAGAACUUACUGUCUGCUAUUGUUCUUGCUUAUCAGUGACUUGUAAGAUGAUGUCAGACUGUCCUUCAGCGUCCACCUUGAAUAGUUUCUCUGUUGGUCCAGGCUAGUGGCGUCAGUAACGUCUGCUGCUGCUGCUGCCUUCCAUAAGCAUACACUUGUACAGGUAGUAUCCUGUGUGCAGACCAUCAUAAUCUAUUGUGCAAUAUUGGGCAGUGUUAGUAGUUGUUAUGAAAUUAGUACUGGUCGCGUAAUGUGUACGCGUUUUUUCUGCUGCCUGACUGGUUCUAGAAAAUUUGUUGAAGUUUGCUAUGAAGUUUAACAAAGUUUAAUAUACAUGUAGAUAUUGUUGUUCUGCUAAGUCCCUCCCGCAAGUUAAAUCAGUCGUCGUUUAUUAUGGGCUUAAUAUUUGGUAUUCUAAAUUAUCGUUUUUCUGUUGAAACUAAAUUAGUUAGUUUCACGUCUGCUUGUUAAAUCUGGGGAAAAUACCAUAUUUCCUGUAGUAGCCACCGGGGCGUGUAUUUGUCACAAGCUCUUGUUCUGGCAUUCACCAAAAA